AUGGCCGAGGAAGGCAUUGCUGCUGGAGGUCUAAUGGACGUCAAUACUGCUUUACAAGAGGUGCUGAAGACCACCGUCAUCCAUGAUGGCCUAGCACGUGGAAUACGCGAAGCUGCCAAAGCCUUAGACAAGCGCCAAGCCCAUCUUUGUGUGCUUGCCUCCAACUGCGGUGAACCUAUGUAUGUCAAGUUGGUGGAGGACCUCUGUGCUGAACACCAAAUCAAUCUAAUUAAGAUUGAUGACAACAAGAAACAAGGGGAACAGGUAGGCCUCUGUAAAAUCGACAGAGAGGGAAAGACCCAUAAAGUGGUUGGUUGCAGUUGUGUGGUGGCUAAGGAUUAUGGCAAAGAGUCUCAGGCCAAGGAUGUCAUCAAGGAGUACUUCAAAUGCAAGAAAUGA
This is a messenger RNA of Rhinolophus ferrumequinum (greater horseshoe bat), 399 nucleotides long. Its product is annotated as 40S ribosomal protein S12-like. Gene Ontology annotation, molecular function: structural constituent of ribosome. The record is from RefSeq and is a predicted model, not a curated record. The transcript has a single exon. Gene Ontology annotation, cellular component: cytosolic small ribosomal subunit; ribosome. Bases 1 to 399 code for a protein of 132 amino acids. Gene Ontology annotation, biological process: translation. NCBI's taxonomy places the organism in Eukaryota, Metazoa, Chordata, Mammalia, Chiroptera, Rhinolophidae.